AUGGAUCAAUCCUGCAAUCGCUUACGCAUCACUGCGGACGGCAACCUAAAGGUGUGUUUGUUUGGUAACUCAGAGGUCUCUCUCAGAGAUGUCUUACGCUCUGGUGCGUCUGAUGAAGAGCUGCUGCAAAUUAUUGGUGCCGCUGUGGGCCGGAAGAAGAAACAGCAUGCAGGCAUGUUCAGUAUCUCUCAGAUGAAGAACAGGCCUAUGAUCCUCAUUGCAGGUACCACAUCUCAGACGUUCCUGCCAAAGCUACAAGACAGCAAGAGGGCUUUCCCCAUCAGUUCCCAGCUUAAAAAUGACACGUUCCUCUCUCCAGCAACAACUCAUCAUUUAGGCAGCAGGAAAGUCUUGAAUAGAGAGGAUUGUUUGUGCCUUUCAGACUCCACUAACUUAACACAGGAAGCCAGUGUUUGCUGCUCUGGAACCUUAGUGAGUGGGGGUACCCAUGUUAAGAUGCAUAUCAACACAGAAAAACCUAACCACAAUGAAGUAGCAUCCCUUCCCUCUGCAGAGAUUGGUAAUUAUCACAUUAGUUGUCACACUAAGACUGAAUGUUUCAGGACACGCACAAAUGUCACAAGCUAUGUUAAUGAAGUCGGUCUCAGGAACGCACAAGCCCGGAGUCCUAAUGUUCUGACGAGCCACGUGCCCAGGACCCCAGGAGCACCUGUUUUUUGCACACUGCUGAUAGAUGCCAAAAUAAAUCAGAGAAACCACCCUGUUAGAUUCUGCCACAGUCAAAAUUCCAGCAAGGACGCCAGUUGUAAAGAGUCUGAGAGCAACCAGACAACAGAUCUCAAAGCUCAGCUGACACAUACAGACGCCCAGGGCCGAGCCGCCAUGGUGGAUGUGGGGGGGAAACUUCCCACAUGUCGAACAGCCAUAGCCUGCGCCACCGUUAGCUUAGGCCCCACCGCCUUCCGCCUGCUUCGAGAUAACCAGCUGGCCAAGGGCGACGCCUUGACUGUGGCGCAGUUGGCUGGCAUCAUGGCUUCGAAGCAGACCUCCACCCUCAUCCCCCUCUGCCACCCUUUACCCUUAGACCACACCUCCGUCACAUUUCACCUCGAUGAGCUUCUUAAUGCCGUCGUCAUCACAGCCACAUGUCGUACCACGGGCAGGACGGGAGUGGAGAUGGAGGCUCUGACCGCCGCUUCUGUAACAGCGCUCACCGUCUACGAUAUGUGUAAGGCGGUGAGCCAUGACAUCAUCAUCACGGAUAUAAAACUGGUCAGUAAGACAGGCGGGAAAAAGGACUUUCAUCGUCAUUCAAAACAGGAAGAAUGAGAUCAAAGACUGCACUAUGGUUUUCCACAAAUUACACUUUGUGCCAUCAAUGAAAAACACAUCCUGUUGGGCAGUUAUCCCUCCUACUCUGAAUCAUUUUGUCUAAUAUGUAAUUUACUGAAGUUUCAUCAAUAUUUUCAGUGUCACUAAUUCCUGUUUUUCCCUCUAGAGGGUGCACAAGUAUUACAUUUAUAGUCCUCCCUGGAGGUUUUUGGGGUGAAGAAGAAACUGAUUGCAGAUGGCACUGAUGAUGUGCUUUUAAAUUUUAAAGAAUUUCAUUUAUGAAACUUGAAAACUGAACAUGAACAAAAGAACAGAGCAGCAAACGUUUCAGUGCAUAUUCCAGUCAGACCCAUACUUGCUUGCUCUUUUUCUUAACUUGCUUUUUAUUGCAGUGACUAACACUACCACUAUGAUUGUUUUAACCUUGCAUUUUUUUUUUUUUUAGAUAAUUAGAAUAUGAAAUGUUAGUUUCGAUGUUUUUCUACCUACCUCUGUAGUGCACUGCAAACUAGAUUUGUACUACAUGAAAAUAGAGGAUGCUAGUAAAAUAAACUUAUCAAAUGACUGAUAACACAAAUAA
Messenger RNA from Oreochromis niloticus (Nile tilapia), 1873 nucleotides. RefSeq names its product molybdenum cofactor biosynthesis protein 1-like. The record is from RefSeq and is a predicted model, not a curated record. Gene Ontology annotation, biological process: Mo-molybdopterin cofactor biosynthetic process. The transcript is spliced from 5 exons. Gene Ontology annotation, molecular function: 4 iron, 4 sulfur cluster binding. Lineage: Eukaryota; Metazoa; Chordata; Actinopteri; Cichliformes; Cichlidae. Bases 1 to 1290 code for a protein of 429 amino acids.